AUGGGUGAAACUUCAGUCGGAUCAUAUGACAAUUCCAGAGAUUAUUUACUUCAACCGCUUAAUGAUAAUGAAGAACCAACCAGACCAGAGCGCAAGUGGACAGACAGAGUCAUCGGCAAAAUGGAGCCUGGGUCUAUGCGAGGCUCUAUUUUCGCCUUAAUUUCUACAGCAAUCGGUGCAGGCUGUUUGACAAUCCCUUUAAUCUUUAAAUGACUAGGCAUCACUUUAGGACUUUUUAUGAUAUUUAUGGGAGCUUUUUCAAGCUACUAUGGUCUAAUUGGGAUUGCUCUUGCAGCUGAUAAGCAUAGAAACUACAAUUACCCCAAUUUAGUUCGGACAAUCCUAGGGAAGAAUUGGGGUCUACUUAUGGACAUUACGAUUAUUUUAUACGUUUAUGGUACUUUAAUAGGCUAUCAAAUUAUGAUAGGAACUUUUGUUCCGAGCAUAGCAAGGUCUCUUAGCAUCAAUACAAGCCCAGAUGAGACGAGAAUUGUAAUAAUGUGCGCAUCUUGUAUCUUUAUUAUGAUCCCGUUAGGCUUGAUGAAGAAUCUAAGCUCACUCAGAUUUGUUGCGAUGCUAAGUGCGUUUACACUGGUGUAUAUCACGUUUUUGCUGGUAUCAGAAUAUUACUUCUUUGAAGAACACAAUAAUAUUGGAGAAGUCAAUUAUUUUGAUAUAAAUGUCAAUGUUUUUUCAGGGUAUUGUUUUUUAUUUAUAUUAAUAAAACAUUAUUUUAUUGUUUAAUAAAACAUUAUUUAAUACAAAUAAUAUACGCAUUUUGCCUCUAUGCAUUUACGUGCCAUACCAACAUUGCUCAGGUCCAAGGAGAACUUAAAUAUAGCAACCUCCGCCGCAUCAAAAAAAUUUCUUUCCGAACAAUUCUCAGUAUCAUGAUUCCUUAUAUUUUCCUAACUCCCCCGCCGUGAGUUAACAAAACCAUUAGAAAAAUCCCUAACUCCCCCCCCCUCCGUGAGUGAACAAAAAAAUUUUGUUCACUCACGGAGGGGGGUUAAUUUUUUUUUUUUAAAAAAAUUUAUAUAUAAAUUUUAUAAAAAACAUUUUUUUUCGAAAUUUAAAAAAAUCCUAAUUCGCAAAAAUUGGAAAGCAAAUAUUAAUUCAAUUUAUAAAAUUUAUGUUUUAAAAAGCAAUUCGUUUAAAAAUAAACAGAAUUAGCUCUAGAUUUCAUUAUAAUAAUUAUCAUUUAUAUAUCAAAUUUUUUUUUCCAUAAAAAAAUUUUUCUAUUAAAAACAUUUUUGUUCACUCACGGAGGGUGGGUUUUUUGGGCAAAAAAUAGGGAUUUUUCUAAUGGUUUUGUUCACUCACGGAGGGGGGGGGAGUAAGUGAUAAUUAGUAUAAUGAAAUCUAAAGCUAAUUCUGUUUAAUUUUAAACGAAUUGCUAUUUUAAAACUUAAAUUUUAUAAAUUAAAUUAAUAUUUGCUUUCCAAUUUUUGCGAAUUAAGAAUUUUUUAAAUUUCGAAAAAAAAAAAAUGUUUUAUAAAAUUUAUAAAUUUUUUUAAAAAAAAAAUUAACCCCCUCCGUGAGUGAACAAAAUAUUUUUAUUCACUAACGGAGGGAGGGAGUAAGAGAAAUAAAAUGGUGAUGCUGACGGAAAUUGGACUCUGAGGCACACCUCCUAUGGAGCUGGUAGGACCCAUUUCUGAUGAAGCUGAAAUAUAGGGCCUCGUUUCCUGCCUUAAGUAGGCCUUCAGAGGUGGGGAAGCCGUGCCGAAAAGGAAGUUUUAUUUCUCCCCCGAAGGUUUUCCUAUCCUUGCCAGAUGGGCUAGACAGGUUUUUUCCUACCACAUGUCUUACCUACUCAGGACCAUCGGGGCACUCUCCAAGAAGUGGCUCUUCCCUGAGGAGCUGAUCCUCUGGACAGGUGGUUCAGAACAGAAAACAAGAUGGCGUCGGGCCUAGGAGUAUGGUCGUAUCAGAACCCGGCCUGGAGUCGUCUUUCGAGUUGAGGUGUCGUGGUCCGCUGGUUCACCCAGUAUGGCCAUUUAAAACUAACUAACUAACUUAUAUUUUCCUAGGACUUUAUGGCUAUUUAUCAGCACUAGAUGAUACUCCAACUUUGAUUAUUAUGAGAGACACCCCAGCAGAUAUCAAAAAUGACUGAGCAAUGGUAAUCUCCAAAAUUUUUAUGUCAAUUACAUUAAUAUUCGCAGUUCCCAUCAACAUCCACCCUUGCCGCACAACUAUAAUCAAGAACAUGCUAAAGAUAGAAACCCCUUCAACCAAACUGUAAAAACUAUCUAGACACGUAUCAGUCACCCUUCUCUUACUACUGACCUCCUUAGGGAUCGCAAUUGUGUAUCCUGCAAUCACAGUAUUAUUCGGAUUUUUAGGAGGUUUUUGCUGCGGUAUAAUCGUGCUUAUACUCCCAGGUAAUUUUUAUAUAGCCUUAUUACGGUGCAAGAUCAUGGGAUAUCAGCCAAAUAGCUGGCAGUUCAUAAUAAUCUUUGGAGGCUUUUUUGUCCUAUUUCUAGUCGGCUCCAUCAGUUCAGUUCUCUCUAUUGCAGGAAUUGGAGGCUAA
Blepharisma stoltei is the source of this 2536-nucleotide messenger RNA. The record is from the annotation of a GenBank genome assembly. Lineage: Eukaryota; Ciliophora; Heterotrichea; Heterotrichida; Blepharismidae.